Molecule: messenger RNA, 7161 nt
Organism: Chironomus riparius
Lineage: Eukaryota; Metazoa; Arthropoda; Insecta; Diptera; Chironomidae
Source: the annotation of a GenBank genome assembly
CUCUUUUUUAUUUCCUCCUCUAAUUCAAUAUUUUCAACUUCCAUAUUAUUAUUUCGAAUUAUUUUUUGUUUACAAACAAAGCCACGUGAUAAAUUUCUACAAAAUUCAAAUUUUAAAAAACCGUUGACAAUUUUGGAAACUUUUGUGUAUAGUACCAAGCAUGUCCUACCCCCUUAAUAUAAACUAGAAAUGUUCACUUUUGUAAACUUUAUCAGUAAGUCGAGUUAACCAUGCCGAUCAGACGUUUUUAUUUAAUCAACGCUCUUGACGAUUCUAAAGUCAAGACAAUAUUAAAGGAUCUUCAAAAGCUACACGAAAACAUCAAUAAUAUCAAAACAGAGAGAUGUUUUCAUGUUGAACUGAUUGAGGGACAUACGUUAUCGAAAGAGGAUGAAAAUAAGCUACGAUGGAUCUUGAAAAAUACACAGGAGAAUGAUAAUCUUACUAAUCAGCCGUCAUUAAAUGUAUCGUCAAGUGAACAUGAAUGCUUGAUUGAAAUUGGACCUAGAUUUAAUUUCUCAACAGCUGAUUCGACAAAUUCCGUCAGUAUUUGUCGUUCUAUACAUUUGGACUUUAUCAUAAGAAUUGAGACAUCAAUUCGAUACUUAAUAAAUUUAAAUGGAAGUUCCAAAAGUUUCUCAAACGACGAAGAAGCUGUUAUUGUUGAUCACUUAAGUGAUCGAAUGACUGAAUGUCGCUAUACUGACGAAAACAUUCCUAAAAAUUCAUUUAAUGAAAGACUGCCUAAAGAAAAAGAAUCAUGGUUUUAUGUCCCAGUUUUAAAGCAAGGACGUCAAGCAUUGCAAGAAGUAAAUUCAAAAAUGGGACUUGCUUUUGACAACUGGGAUCUUGAUUAUUAUACUGACUUAUUCACAAACAUUUUAAAGCGCGAUCCAACAAGCGUGGAACUAUUUGAUUUAGCUCAGUCGAAUUCAGAACAUUCGAGGCACUGGUUCUUUAAAGGUCGCAUGAUAAUCGAUGGAAAGGAGGAAGAGAAGUCACUCAUUAAAAUGAUAAUAGAAACUCAAAAUCAUUCAAAUCAAAAUAAUACUAUAAAGUUUAGUGAUAACAGCAGUGCCAUAAAUGGAUUUAAAUGCAAAACUCUUCAUCCAACGACUUUUACUGAGCCUGGCAAGAUGGAAGUCUCCGAAACUGAAUUAGACUUGAUCUUUACAGCUGAAACUCACAAUAUGCCAACAACUGUCGCUCCAUUUCCCGGUGCUACAACUGGAACUGGCGGUAGAAUUCGUGAUGUACAAGGCGUAGGACGAGGUGGACAUACUAUUGCUGGAACAGCUGGAUAUUGUGUUGGAAUUCUUAACAUUCCUGAUUAUCAUAUGCCUUAUGAAGAUGACAACCUUCAAUAUCCUCCAUCAUUUGCAAGUCCAUUAAAAAUCAUUAUUGAAGCUAGUAAUGGCGCUUCCGAUUAUGGUAAUAAAUUUGGUGAACCUGUCCUUACAGGAUUUGCAAUAUCUUAUGGUGUGAUUAAUGCACAAAAUGAACGUGAUGAAUAUGUCAAGUCAAUAAUGUUCAGUGGUGGUUUAGGUACCAUGGAUUCGACUCAGACACAGAAGAUAAAUCCAGAAAAGGGAAUGUUGCUUGCAAAGAUUGGUGGACCAGUUUACAGAAUUGGAGUCGGUGGAGGUGCUGCAAGUUCAGUUGAAGUGCAAGGCGACAAUAAAUGUGAAUUAGACUUUAAUGCUGUUCAGCGUGGAGAUGCUGAAAUGGAGAAUAAGCUUAAUCGAGUUGUAAGGUCAUGCAUUGAAAUGGGUGAUCAGAAUCCAAUUCUAGCUAUUCAUGAUCAAGGUGCAGGUGGAAAUGGAAAUGUCUUAAAGGAACUUGUUGAGCCGGGCUAUGCAGGUGCAUUGAUUUUCUCAAAGGAAUUCCAACUUGGUGAUCCAACAAUUAAUGCUUUAGAACUAUGGGGUGCUGAAUAUCAAGAAAAUAAUGCGAUUCUAUGCAAGCCUGAAAGCAGAAGCUUACUUGAAGCUAUUUGUGAACGUGAAAGAUGUCCAAUCAACUUUGUAGGAGUUGUUACAGGCAAUGGGAAUGUGACACUAAUUGAGAAUGAGGCUGAUUUCAAUAAAUAUAUGGAUCGUGAGAAUAUUCCUAAAGAUAUUCCAUUCGACAUGAAUCUCAAGGAUGUUCUUGGUGAGAUGCCAAGAAAGGUCUACGAUUUGAAAAGACCGAAGAAGACAUUUUCACCGCUAAAGCUUUCUGAAGAUACCGAUCAUUUCCAAAACUAUUUAGAUCGAGUUUUAAGUAUCUUGUCUGUUGGAAGUAAACGCUUCUUAACAAACAAAGUUGAUCGUUGUGUCACUGGAUUGAUUGUUCAGCAACAAUGUGUUGGACCAUUACAUACACCUCUGGCUGACUAUGCAUUAACAUUGGUAUCACAUUUCGAAAAGAAAGGAAUUGCAACAUCAAUUGGAACUCAGCCAAUUAAAGGACUGAUUAAUGCUGAUUCAGGAGCUCGAAUGUCAGUAGCUGAAGCUAUUUCCAAUCUUGUUUUUGUGAAAAUCACAGAACUUGCUGAUAUAAAAUGUUCUGGAAAUUGGAUGUGGGCAGCUAAAUUGCCAGGUGAAGGUGCUAAAAUGUAUGAUGCUUGUAAAUCAAUGUGCAGUAUGAUGGAAAAGUUGAAUAUAGCAGUUGACGGUGGAAAGGAUUCAUUGUCAAUGGCAGCAAGAAUUAAUAGUGAGACUGUGAAGUCACCAGGAACAUUAGUAAUAUCCACAUAUGCUCCAUGUGAAGAUGUAACAGUCAGAAUCACUCCAGAUUUAAAGGCACCAUCAUUUGGAAAGUCUGGUGAACUGAUCUGGGUCAAUAUUGAAGGAAAGUUUAGAUUGGGAGCAUCAGCCUUAGCACAAUCAUUAAAACAACAAGGUAAUGAUUGCCCAGAUCUAGAAAAUGUUGAUACUUUAAAGAAGGCAUUCAAUGUCACCCAAAAGUUAUUGGAAAGAAAAGUUCUACUAGCUGGACAUGACAUUAGUGAUGGUGGACUAAUUGUUUGCUUGACAGAAAUGGCUAUUUCUGGAUUAUGUGGAGUUGAUGUCAAUCUUGGAAGUGCUCUUAAAACCUUUGGACUAGAAGAAUCGUCAGUUGAGAAUGUUUUAAGGCUACUCUUUGCUGAAGAGUGUGGAUGGGUUUUGGAAUGCAACAGCGACAAUCUUCAAGGCAUCUUAGAAGAAUUCAAGCUUAACAAAGUUAAUGCACUGCACAUCGGAAAAUCAACUGGCUAUGGAAUGCAGUCUAAGAUCAAAAUAUCAUCAAAUUCUACAACUUUAAUUGACAUGUCGAUAUUGGAAGCGAUUAAGAAAUGGGAAAGGACUAGUUAUGAGCUUGAAAAACUGCAAAUGAAUCCAGAAUGUGCUGAAGAAGAGUAUCAAUCAUUUGACACCAGAAAAGGUCCAAAAUAUAUGCUGACAUUCAAUCCUGAUGCUGUCAACUUACUUCAAACUCCUUCUAAUCAAUGGCGUGUAGCUGUUGUUCGCGAAGAAGGUGUUAAUGGUGACCGAGAGAUGAUUGCUGCUUUAAUUAAAUCUAAUUUCGAAGUUCACGAUGUGACGAUGAGUGACUUGAUGUCACGUAAAGCUUUCUUGGACAAUUAUCGAGGAGUUAUUUUCCCAGGAGGAUUCAGUUAUGCUGACACACUGGGAUCAGCUAAAGGAUGGGCAGCAAGCAUAAGAUUCAAUGAUGUUCUUAAGUCCCAAUUUGAGAACUUUAAGAAGCGGACUGAUACUUUCUCACUCGGUGUAUGCAAUGGAUGUCAAUUGAUGAGUAUGAUUGGAUGGGUUGAUGACAGUGCUAAGGAAUCUACAGAUGACGGAGUUCCACCAAUCGCACUGCUUCAUAAUAAAUCUGGAAGAUUUGAAUGUCGUUGGAAUUCAUUGAAAAUUGGAUCCAGUAAUGCAAUGAUGCUGAGAAAAAUGCAAGGAAGUGUUCUUGGAUGUUGGGUUGCUCAUGGGGAAGGAAGAUUUUCAUUUAAGAAUCAAGCAGUUCUUAAGAAUCUUAAAUCAUCAAAUUCCAUUGCCAUGUAUUAUGUUGAUGACAACAAUCAGCCAACUGAAAAAUAUCCAAUGAAUCCAAAUGGAAGUAUUGAAGGAAUUGCAGCAAUUUGCUCGAAAGAUGGUCGUCAUUUAGCCAUGAUGCCUCAUCCUGAAAGAUGCGUUGAAAUGUUCCAAUGGCCUUACAUUUCUCCUGAUUUUAAUACACAAACUUGUCCUUGGCAGUCAAUGUUCAACGAAGCAUAUACUUGGUGCUGUGAAAAAUAACUUUAAUAUGUGCCACACAAAUUUUUAUACAAUUCCUAUAAUCGAUGAAUAAAAAGACAUCUUUUUUUACUAUCCAAUUUGAAGGAGCUUCUUCAAGUGUUUAAUUUUGGCUGUCACAUUUUCAUACAGCAUUUUUAAGUCACUCUUCUUGACAUGAAUCACUUUAUAAUUCAUCAUUUCUAAAUGCCUCAUUCUUAACAAUUCUGUUCCUCUUAAUCGAUUUAUAUCAUUAAUACAGAAUGUAUCAAAUGAGAGCAACAAUAUUGCCACCUUAUGUACUUUAGGCUUAUAGUUAAUGCCAAUAUAAUCAUCUGGAUUAGGUUUUAAAAAUUUGUUAUAAUUCUUGUCUAUAUGAAUCUCAAAAUCUAUUCUAUAUCCGUACGGAGUAAUCUGAUUAACAGCUAAGUAGUCGCGACUAGGAACAAUGUGAAGUAACAGUCUAUGCACUUCUUCGUGGAACUUAUUUUUAAUUACCGGUUUCUUUGACAUUUGGGCUUCAAUGAAGCUUUGUUGGAACCGUACCUGAUAUUAUAUUCUGGAUGAUCCAAACAAACAGCUCUAUUAAGUUGCAUCACAAGUGACAUGACUUUUUGAGGAUAAGUAUCUCUUGAAUAUGCCAUUUGAACUUCUUGCUCUAGUCGUUUGAUAAAAUCACCAUUAAAAACUAGUGAAAUUAAUUCAGCACGGGCACUUUUGUAAAAUGUCAGAGCUAAUAAUGCCUGAACGACUGAGAGUCCACUCAUUACAUUAAAAUCCCGAUGGAUUAUAUCGCUGCAUGUAUCAAGAGCUUCAGGAUUUUCAGGAAAGUAGCUUAAAUUGUAGCAUGUUGUUACUGACCUUUUCAACAGUCUCGCCAGUUACAAUAUCCUUAUUGUCAACAACAUAAUUAAAGAAUUGAUCACAAACGGAAUCGUUGCAGAACUUAGCGACUUGAAGUGAAUGACAAAUUUCACGAAUUGUUCUAGAAUUUAGUUCAAGCUUCUUAUUAUCGUACCAUCCCAUGAUUUCAAAAAAUAAUGAGGAAUCUCGAGGUGCUCGACGUCUGACAUAAGAUGAGAGAAUAACAUUGAUAUCUUUAAUUGACAAAUUUCCAGUCUCAAGAUGUCUUUGUGCGCAACUGUCAAGCACGUAUUGUAAAAUUUCCAUCUGAUUAUCAAGCAAGUCUCUGUUUAGACGCCUUCUUGGUCUGAAUCCAUGUAAUAUUUCUAAUCCUCUUGAUACUAGCUUACAAUCAAUGAUAUUCAGUUGUUCCUGCAUCAUAAUUAAUUUCUCAAUUACAAACGGAGGGAUGCAUUCAUAUCUAUCAGAAUAGGCAAUAACAAAGCUUGCAAACUUUGAAAAUUCUUUAGGUAUAUAUGUAGACCCAGUUUUCAUCUCCUCUACACAAUAUUCAUAGACAAUCUUCUCAAACUCAAUGUGACGAUAAGUUCCACCCAGAUUAUUGUUAAAAUUCAUGUAACGAUGAAAGUACUUUGGCAAUCUAUGUCUCAACUCUGGUUCUGGAAGGCUGAAAAUUUUAUUGACAAUCUUAGUCCAAAAGCAGUCACACAAUUCUGUAUCUGAAAUUUUCAAUAAGCGCAGAAUUUUGAAAAAUGAUGCCAAUGAAUCGGAACCUGGGCCGAGAGUUGUUUGAUAUUUUAAUACUUUGUCUGAAAAGGCACUCGUACAACAUAUAUAUUGUGGAUUAUUAAGCUACUUUACUCACCUCUUAACAUCUCUACAAAUUUAAUUCUUUCCUGAGGUGUACAAUACAAGCAGGCAAUCUGCAGUAGUUCGACAUCUUGAGUCUCUUCCAACAGUUUCUUUGCACGAUCUCGAAGCAGUGGAAUCAACAUUGAUGGCUCAUAUUGGACGAACAAUGCUCGAUUAGUCUGGAAUAAAUCCUUUGGCUGCAUAUUCGGAACAGACUUUUCAAGAAGAAUUAAGAACUUCUGAAUGAGCUUUGCAUUUGCUGUUGACCAAUGUGGGAAGUUCAGGAAAUUAAUUGUCUUGAAGAUGAUCCGUACAUGAUCAUUUGUGAUUAAGUUUUUGUCUAGAAACUCUUCAAUCUUGUCUUUAUAGUUGUUUAAAGAAUCAGACGAUAAAACUGGGUGCACAUUAUUAAGGCAUGAGAUGAGAUGAUAAAAUUCUAAUGCAUCGUUACAGUAAUUCAAUUUUGAGUUGAUUACAGGCAGUGUUUCAACCAUAAUGAGCUUAGAAUAGAGAUCCCGUUCAAGACACAUAGCUUCUGUGAAUAAUGACAUGGCCAAUGAAUCGAAUUCGUUCUUCUUUUGACUCAUGCUGUCCAUUAGACUAUUGAUGACUUUCUGCAUUACUGGAUGUCUAGAGUUGAAACCUAAUAGUCGAAGAUGCAAUAAAGUUAUACCUAACUCAAUGUCAUUCAUUUCAUUGAUCUUUGUGCCGAUUUUCUCCACAAAUUUAUCAAGAUUCUUUAUUAUUGUAAGUUCCUGUUUAUCUCUCAGUUUUCCAGUAAGUAACAACAGUUGUAUUAUGUGGUCCUUAUUAAACUGUUCCAAUUUAUUCUCAAUGCAUUUCACAACUUGCUGGAUCUCAUUAAAAUUGUCAAUUUUCUUCAUUAAUCUAUCUUUACUGGAUAUGUCAUGCGACAGAUAUUUAUUCGCAAGUUGAUACAUGUGAUAGAAAUUUUCUUGGUCUAUAUCCUCAUCUUCAUUUAUAUUGGAUAUACUUCUGAGAUCUGAAGGAAAAUGUGACAUUUUUCCCAGAACUGAUGAAAUUCGACUUAAAUGAUUGUGUCUGACUUUGUGCGAUAUUAGGCUGCAUGCUCGAUGCAACAGCAAACUUUUUGAGACUAUUCUUAACAUCAUUAUAUCCUUAAAAACUAGAAAAUUUCAUUAAAUUAUUAUUUCUAAAAUAUUACUUUUUGUUUAUG